CAAGCUAUGAAAGUUAGAGAACGUAUGAGAAAGGCAAAUCAAGGUUCUUACGAUCCCAGUCCACGAUUCUCAAGGUAAAGACUAUUCAACAUAUAAACAGAGACUUUUACACUGUUAAUCUCUGAAGAAAUUUUGAGUAAACAAUGGCCACAACUCCGGUAGGAAUUCCUCAAUUAGAUCCUUCCAAAAUGCAACUUGUAGCUGAAUUAGAAAUUGAAAUGAUGUCAGAUAUGUAUAAUCGCAUGACUACUGCCUGUCACAAGAAAUGUGUUCCACCUAAAUAUAAAGAUGCAGAACUAUCUAAAGGAGAGUCUGUAUGUUUAGAUAGAUGUGUUGCAAAAUAUUUAGAAAUUCAUGAACGAAUAGGAAAGAAAUUGACCACCAUGUCUAUGCAGGAUGAUGAAUUAAUGAAAAAACUUCAAGAACAGCAACAAAUUGGUUCAACUGUCAAGUAGUUAUUGUUAAAACAAAUAAAUGUUAAAUGUAAUAUGAUCGAAAAUUUCUAAUAAUCAUAGUUAUGAGUUAAUUCUAAAGUAAUUGAAAUGAUUAUAUUGACACUAAAUAUUGAGUGUAUUUUAGAUAAAAAAUAAUAAUAAAUUGAAGUAACAAGCUUAAAAGUCUUUUUUUUUUAA
Messenger RNA from Centruroides sculpturatus (bark scorpion), 632 nucleotides. It is a transcript of the gene Tim10, whose product is annotated as mitochondrial import inner membrane translocase subunit Tim10-B-like. The coding region runs from base 144 to 455 and encodes 103 amino acids. Gene Ontology annotation, cellular component: mitochondrial inner membrane. The record is from RefSeq and is a predicted model, not a curated record. Lineage: Eukaryota; Metazoa; Arthropoda; Arachnida; Scorpiones; Buthidae. The transcript has a single exon. Gene Ontology annotation, biological process: protein insertion into mitochondrial inner membrane.